AUGACUGUCAGCCAGGCUCUCCUCGUUGCGGGCUCGCUCCUCGCGUACGCAGGCUCAGCCCUCGCCGCGACGGCGCAGGCGUUCUCGCCGCCUGCGUACUCGUACAACUCCGAGUCGACGAACUACACGGGCCAGUCGAACAACACCCUGCAGAAUGGGCCGGUCGUGUCCGGCAAGGCGUUCGACCGGUUCAUCCAGAUCUGGUUCGAGAACACUGACUUCGAGACGGCGGCGUCGUCCUCGACGUUCCAAACCCUGGCGGAGCAGGGUGUCCUCUUCACGUCGUACUACGCGAUGACGCACCCUUCGGAGCCCAACUACAUCGCGGUAACGGGUGGUGACUUCUUCGGCAACGGUGCCGACGACUUCCGGGCCAUCCCGAUGAACAUCUCCACGGUUGUUGACCUCCUCGAACAAAAGAAUGUCUCGUGGGCUUCUUACCAAGAGUCCAUGCCUUACGACGGAUACACCGGCUAUAAUUACACCUCGUUCGACUACAUUUCUGGCUCUGGUGAUUACACCUACUAUGUGCGCAAGCACAACCCGCUCGUCAUCUUCGACUCGGUGUCGAACGUCACAGACCGUGCGCUUCGGAUCCGAAACUUCAAUGACUUCGCCAGGGACCUGAAUGCAAGUGUGAUGCCCCAGUGGAGCUUCAUUACACCCAACCUCGUCAACGACCCAGUGGAUCCAAUCUGGCUUAACCCGCUGCUCGCUGACACGCGCUUCAACGACAACCGCACGAUUAUCUUGCUCACCUUCGACGAGACCGAGACCUACAGCAUCAACAACCGUGUCUGGACACUUGCCCUCGGAGGCGGGCUGCCCGCCGAGCUGAAGAAUACGACGGACGACACGUUCUAUACGCACUACUCGUGCCUGUCCACGAACAACGGCAUUUCGGCCAACUCCUCUGACAUCCCACUGCUGAACCUUACGGGCACGAUCCCCGGCCCGCUCAACCCCGAAUACUACGUGCCCUUCAGCGCGCCGAACUUGAACGCCACCGGCGCGGGCGGCGGGCCUGUCUUCAAGGGCCCUGGGCUCGACACCUCGCUGUCCGCCGCGUCACUGCCUGCGCCGGUGAACUUGACCGCGAAGGGCCUCGACACGCCGUGGGCACAGAACCCGGGUUAUGACUACCCCAACGGCACGCAGGGGUACACGAGCACGCCGUCCGCGAGCGCGGGGAGCUGGACGAGUGGGCUGCCUUGUGUGAGGCUGGACGAUCGACCUGGGUUAUCGGUGCUAUAG
This is a messenger RNA of Fomitopsis serialis, 1254 nucleotides long. Its product is annotated as phosphoesterase family-domain-containing protein. Gene Ontology annotation, biological process: phospholipid catabolic process. The record is from RefSeq and is a predicted model, not a curated record. NCBI's taxonomy places the organism in Eukaryota, Fungi, Basidiomycota, Agaricomycetes, Polyporales, Fomitopsidaceae. Gene Ontology annotation, molecular function: hydrolase activity, acting on ester bonds. Bases 1 to 1254 code for a protein of 417 amino acids. The transcript is spliced from 12 exons.